GUAGAACUGUUUGAGCAUAUAUAUAACAAUAUAUCAAGAAAAUGAGUGGCAGACACUCUUCUUCUUCUAAGAUUAUCAUUCCUGCCAGCAGUGUGUUUAUUAUACAAGAAAUAGAAUUGAUACACAUUACAGAAAUAUACUGAGACUAGUUUUCAUUUGAAGUGAAAAUAGUGCAAUACUUUUAACUAAUCCCUGUUCUGAACUGCUGAGAGAUCCACACCAAAUUGACUUGAUAUUUAUUCGCAUUUGAGAGUGAUCAUUAAAAACAACAACAACAGUAGCAACAAAUACUUAAGCAAUAAAAUGAAUACACAAACACCAGUAGUGAAUAAAUCAGAAAAUUUUCUUGCUCAAUUCAAAGAUGGCAAGUCAAAUUCAUUAAAACACUUCACUGCAGCACAAUUUGUUGAAGUUUGGAAUCAUUACGAUACAGACGGUAACGGUUACAUUGAAGGCUCAGAGUUGGACAACUUUUUGCGUGAAUUUAUAUACAGUGUAUUUUCAGAGGAGUUGGGCAACGAGGCAAUACCGAAUGAAGACCUAGAAGUUAUGAAAAAGGAGUUUAUGGAGGCAUUCGAUGAAAAUUCGGAUAAUCGAAUUGAACUAACUGAAAUGGCGAAAAUAUUACCAACUGAAGAAAAUUUUUUACUUCUAUUCCACCGGGAUAAUCCUUUAGACUCAAGUGUUGAGUUCAUGAGAGUAUGGAAACGUUUCGACAAAGACAGGAGUGGAUAUAUUGAAGCAGAUGAAUUGAAGUCAUUCCUGCUUCACUUGCUUAAAGAAGCUAAACCGGAUACGAAUAUUGAAGAAGGAAAACUAAUAGAGUAUACAUCAUCCAUACUUCAAUUAUUCGAUCAGAACAAAGAUGGCAAAUUACAACUGAGUGAAAUGGCCAGAUUGUUACCCGUUAAAGAAAAUUAUCUGUGCAGACCAAUUUUCAAGAACGCUUCGAAGAUAACAUCGGCUGAUAUUGAUCGUGCAUUUUCACUUUAUGAUCUGGAUGCCAACGGGACAAUAGAAGAUGAAGAACUAGCCGGAUUCCUGAAAGAUCUGUUGGAAUUAGCUCAGGAGGACUAUGAUGAAGCUGAUUUAGAAUUCUUUAAAAAGGUGAUCCUCAACCAAUGGGAUGUAAAUAAUGACGGUAAAAUUAACCGAGAUGAAUUGAAAAUGAUGCUUAUGCAACAAUCACGACUGUUAGGCGAUAAGUCCUAAUUCACACUGAUUGUUAAUACAAUAAGAAUGCAAGAAGAAAAAGAAAAGAAAUGGAACUGGAGAAAUUAAGGCAUCCAUAUACCCUACCUCCAACAUUUCUGAGAAGUACACUCACUCUCUGUGUUACAUAACAAGCUUUAAUCUCUUCCUAUUUGCGUACUAUUUUUAUUGUUUUGUUUUUCUCAAGGUUGUUUAUCUAUUAUUUCUAGCAUAAUAAUAACAAUUAAUAUCUUAAUACUACAGUUGUGUUUACUUUGAAUACACAAAGUAGUUGAACAUUUAAUUCCAAACACUUGUUUUCUAAACUCAUUGUCAUUAACUUUACUUGAGAGAAAGAAAGACAGCAUGUAUCGCCCACUUUUUUUUUCUCUCUGUGUAUUGUAUAACUUCUCUCUUUUUCAUGUUCCAGUCAUAUUACUUACUCGCUUACUUACUUACUUACUCACUCAUUCACUCACUCACUCUUUCAGUCAGUCACUUGCAUUCCUAACAGUAUUGUAAACUAAGUAUGAUUUAAUAUUCAUGAGCAUUAUUCAUCAUUACUCAAACAGAUAUCGGUAUUCCUUUAAUUUCAUGAAGAGGAGGAUGAGUUUAUCCAGAAAAAUAGAAUGAUAAAUAAACAUUAAUUAUGUCAAUUUACCGCAAAACUGCAUCGACUAUACCACUACUUCUCCUUCCUCUUCUUGUUCUCCUUUUUCUACCUAACCCAUUCAUAAGUUCACAUAAUAACCGUUGACCAUCGAUGCAUAUUUUCACCAUUAUAUUUCUUGCUCUUUAUUUCCUUUUUAAUUAAUUUAAAAUUAUCUGAAGAUUUAACUAAUAUGCAGCCAAAAAAUUGGUUUGCCCUUUUUGCAUUUCUUUUUCUGUCUAUCAAACAUUGGAG
Molecule: messenger RNA, 2095 nt
Organism: Trichobilharzia szidati
Lineage: Eukaryota; Metazoa; Platyhelminthes; Trematoda; Strigeidida; Schistosomatidae
Source: the annotation of a GenBank genome assembly